AUGUCGGCCCAGUCCCUUCCUACAGCGACACCCCCUACCCAGAAGCCCCCUCGAAUUAUCCGCCCCCGGCCCCCUUCUCGUGCCCGGACUGCCCAUUCCCCAGGACCUCCUCCCCAGAAUGGCUCCUCUCCACAAACACCCCCUCCAAGAACCUCCAAAGAUGCCCCAGGUCUCAUGUGCACCCCUCUCUUCUGGGAACCCCCAGCCGUGUCCCUCAAGCCUCCCGCCCUCCUGCCCCCCUCUGCUUCUAGAAGCAGCCUUGACUCCCAGACUUCUCCAGACUCACCUUCCCGCACCCCCAGCCCCGUAUCCAGGCGCUCCAUUUCCCCGGAACCUGCUCCCCGCUCCCCUGUCCCCCCACCCAAGCCCUCCACAUUGCCCCGCACGCCUUUGCUCCCACUCCUCCCCACAGCUGAGGGCUUGGCCCAGGACAGCCCAGCCUCGUCGGUGCCUGGCACCGUGCGGAGACUGGCUGGCAGGUUUGAAUGGGGCACUGAAGGCAGGACCCAGACUGUGGAUGCUACAGAGCGGGGUUCCCCAGGAGGAGCUGAUGUGAAUGGGGAGAGAGAGGCUCCCCAGGGUGCCCCCACUGGAGGUGGGCCCCAGGAGAACGGUGCUUCAGAUACUGCUCUGGCCUGCCCACCUCAUUGCCCCUGUAUCUGUCAUGCCUCCCGGCCAGGCCUAGAACUCCGAUGGGUGCCAGUGGGGGCCUCUGGGGAUGGCCCCAAAGCCCCCUGCCGGGCCUCCCCUCUGCGGGCCUCACGCUCUCGUCCCAACCCUCCCGGCAUCAAUCAUCCCCCUGUGGUUCUCACCUCCUACCGCUCCACUGCGGAGCGCAAGCAUCUGCCGCCCCUGAAGCCUCCCAAGCCAGCUCGGGCCAGGCAGGACCAAACCACGGUGCCUGAGGACUCCCCACAGCCAGAUGUGCACCUGCUUUCUGAAGACGGAAUCCAAACAGGUGCGGAACCUCUGGAGGGGGACAGUCCUGAUGGAGUUCUUUCUCACAGCACCCCUCCAGCAGCCGUGGAAGGAAGGGAUGAGGAAGGGCUGGAGGGACUGAAGGAACAGAACUGGGAGCUACCCCUGCAGGACGAACCUCUCUACCAGACCUACCGAGCAGCUGUGCUGUCAGAAGAGUUGUGGGGAGUUGGUGAGGAUGGGGGUCCUCCUCCCACCAACCCUGGAGAAACAGCCACCUUGGCUCGCCCCCCUGGGCCCCGGAACACCCUGUGGCAGGAGCUUCCAGCUGUGCAAGCCAGUGGCCUCCUGGACACAUUGAGCCCCCAGGAGAGGCGCAUGCAGGAGAGCCUGUUUGAGGUGGUCACGUCCGAGGCCUCCUACCUGCGCUCCCUGCGGCUGCUGACAGACACCUUCGUGCUGAGCCAGGCGCUCCGGGACACGCUCACCCCCCGGGACCAUCACACCCUCUUCUCUAACGUGCAGCGGGUCCAGGGCGUCAGCGAGAGGUUCCUGGGAACGUUGCUGUCCCGGGUGCGCUCCUCUCCCCACAUCAGUGACCUGUGUGACGUGGUGCAUACCCACGCUGUGGGGCCUUUCUCUGUCUAUGUGGAUUAUGUGCGGAACCAGCAGUACCAGGAGGAGACCUACAGCCGCCUCAUGGACACGAACGUGCGCUUCUCAGCAGAGCUUCGGCGACUACAGAGCCUCCCCAAGUGUGAGCGGCUCCCACUGCCGUCCUUCCUGCUUCUGCCCUUCCAGCGAAUCACUCGGCUUCGCAUGCUACUGCAGAAUAUUUUGCGCCAGACAGAGGAGGGGUCCAGCCGCCACGAAAAUGCACAGAAAGCCCUGAGUGCAGUCAGCAAGAUCAUUGAGCGCUGCAGCGCGGAGGUGGGCCGCAUGAAGCAGACAGAGGAGCUCAUUCGGCUCACCCAGAGGCUGCGCUUCCACAAAGUCAAGGCUUUGCCCCUGGUCUCCUGGUCGAGACGCCUGGAGUUGCAGGGCGAGCUGACAGAGCUGGGGUGCCGCCGGGGGGGCGUGCUCUUCACCUCGCGCCCCCGCAUCACCUCCCUCUGCCUGCUGCUCUUUAGUGACCUGCUGCUCAUCACUCGGCCCAAGAGCGGUCAACGGCUACAGGUGCUGGACUAUGCCCACCGCUCCCUGGUCCAAGCUCAACAGGUUCCAGAUCCAUCUGGACCCCCUACCUUCCGCCUCUCCCUUCUCAGUAACCACCAGGGCCGUCCUACACACCGGCUACUCCAAGCUUCAUCCCUGUCAGACAUGCAGCGCUGGUUGGGAGCCUUCCCGACCCCUGGCCCGCUUCCCUGCUCCCCAGACACCAUCUAUGAGGACUGUGAGUGCUCACAGGAACUGUGCUCAGAGCCAGCUACACCUACUAAGGUCGAGGGACAGCGACUGGAGUCCAAGGCUGCCCCCAAGCCCCUGCACAAGAGCCCAGAAGGUUGGCUGAGAGGACUUCCUGGGGCCUUCCCUGCCCAGUUGGUGUGUGAAGUUACUGGGGAACACGAAAGGCGGAAGCACCUUCGCCAGCACCAGGGGCUUCUGGAGGCCACUGAGCCCUCUCCAGGCACCUCUAGUACUCCCCCACCCUAAGUCAGGCUAGGGGAGGGGCAGAGGCCAGGACAAAAUGACAGCACAGCCAGCAGAUGACCAAGCCCACACAUUCAUUCAUUGGAUGCACUGUCCUCAGAAACGCUGCCUCUGGUAGC
Ochotona curzoniae (black-lipped pika) is the source of this 2687-nucleotide messenger RNA. RefSeq names its product Rho guanine nucleotide exchange factor 15 (gene ARHGEF15). The transcript has 16 exons. Bases 1 to 2571 code for a protein of 856 amino acids. Gene Ontology annotation, molecular function: guanyl-nucleotide exchange factor activity. The record is from RefSeq and is a predicted model, not a curated record. Gene Ontology annotation, biological process: activation of GTPase activity. Lineage: Eukaryota; Metazoa; Chordata; Mammalia; Lagomorpha; Ochotonidae.